Messenger RNA from Pungitius pungitius (ninespine stickleback), 2787 nucleotides. It is a transcript of the gene gpr19, whose product is annotated as G protein-coupled receptor 19. NCBI's taxonomy places the organism in Eukaryota, Metazoa, Chordata, Actinopteri, Perciformes, Gasterosteidae. Gene Ontology annotation, molecular function: G protein-coupled receptor activity. Gene Ontology annotation, cellular component: plasma membrane. Gene Ontology annotation, biological process: G protein-coupled receptor signaling pathway. The transcript has 2 exons. The record is from RefSeq and is a predicted model, not a curated record. Bases 340 to 1653 code for a protein of 437 amino acids.
UCCUCCUCCUCCUGCUGCUUAGUGGUGAGCACAGACAGAGAGACAGGUGGACAGACACGAUGUCCACUGCCCUCCUCGUCUCCUCUCCUCUCCCCUCUCUUCGUCCUCCUCCUCGUCUCCUCUCCUCUCUCCUCUUCCACCUCCUCGUCUCGUCUCCUCUCUCCUCUCUUCUUUCUCCUCCUCCUCCUCGUCUCCUCUCCUCUCUCCUCUCUUCCUCCUCCUCCUCCUCCUCCUCUCCUCUCUCCCCUCUUCCUCCUCCUCCUCCUCCUCCUCGUCUCCUCUCCUCGCCUGAUGUCCUCCGUGUGAAUCCCGGAGAAUGAAGCGUUUGUCCUCGCGCUGAUGCAAACCGCCCCUCUCCAGUGCAGCUUCAUAAUCAUGGUGUUUGCCCAGUCGUCGCACUCAGCUGGUGUCAAUCCCUCCCUUCACAAUCCAUCCUUCACGUAUCAGAUGUCCUUCAACUACUCUGAGAGGGAGAACUCAACUUUCCUUGCAGCCUCACCCACCACUCCCCUGUGCAGACUUGAGGGCUUGUCCUCCGGCCGGCCCAACAGGACGUCUGCCUCUUACGAGCUGACGCCCAGGGAGGUGGCCGUCCUGGGCUUGGUGUUUGCGGUCCUCUGGUUGGUCUCCAUCUUGGGAAAUGCCCUUGUCUGCCUAGUCAUUCACCGGAGCCGGCGGACUCAGUCCACCACCAACUAUUUUGUAGUGUCAAUGGCGUGCGCAGACCUGCUCAUGAGCCUGGGCUGGGCCCCCUUCAUCGUCCUGCAGGUGGCCUCUGGGCGAUGGCCGCUGAGCGCAGCGGCCUGCAGGGCGGUGCGCUACCUGCAGCACCUCUGCCCUGGGGUACAGGUCUACGUGCUGCUCUCCAUAUCGGUGGACCGCUUCUACACCAUUGUUUACCCGCUCAGCUUCAAGGUGUCCCGGGAGAAAGCCAAGAAGAUGAUCGCAGCCUCGUGGCUGUUCGACGCCGCCUUCGUGUCACCCUGCCUCUUCUUCUAUGGCUCCACGUCCGGCGGCGAGGACCACUGUGACUUCUUUCUCCCGGAUAGCUGGGGCAGCGUUGCCUACUCCGCAGUUCACCUGCUGUUGGGCUUCCUGGUGCCGGUGGCGCUGAUUGUGUCGUUCUACCAACGGGUGGUCCGCUACAUCUGGAGGAUUAGCUCCGACGGCCAUGCGGUGCGUCGCACGAUGAACAUCGUCCCGCGGACUAAAGUCAAGACCAUCAAGAUGUUCCUGGUUCUCAACUCGGUGUUCUUCCUCACCUGGAUGCCGUUUUAUGUGGCCCAGCUGUGGCACCCCAGGGAGUCCGAUGGACCCAGUAGGCGGGGACUGCUGUUCUUCACGGCCAUCGCCUGGAUCUCUUUCAGCUCCACAGCGUCCAAGCCAACCAUGUACUCCGUCUACAACGCCAACUUCAGGCGGGGAAUGCGGGAGACUUUCUGCAUGUCCUCCAUGAAGUGCUACCGCAGCAACGCGUACACCAUCACAGCAAGCUCCCGGGUUGCCAAAAAUAACUAUGUCGGGGUGGUGGAGAUCCCCGCGGAGGCCAAGGCCGCAGCCAAGGAUUCAUCCCACGAUGCGUUUGGCAGGGAGGCUAAGGAGAAGAAAGUGGCAUGGACUUCCAACGCCACACCCCCCAACACCUUUGUCUAAGCAAGACUUUAGGGACAAUUUGGGAGACUUCUGGACCUCUUUCUUCAAUGGCGCAAUGUCUGUGUUAGCCGGCGAGCUAACGCUAACGGAAUGAGUUCAGAUAAAAAAGGGCUUUUUCCCUACAAUGGAACAUGCCUUUAGACGGCCAUGUUCAUGGUCCUCAGCAGCCUUGAGACAUUUUUUAUACUUUUAAACAUUCUUCAUUUCUGUGACUUAUUUCUUGCCAUUAAUGCAUCAGAAUCUGGAUUAGCUUGUUAGCUAGCUGACCACAGCCAGCAGGGUUUGUUGCAGUAACAUAUUUGGGUGCAGCUUACGUUAGCGUUGCGCUAUGCUACAUUUAAAGAAAUCUUGUUGCCUCGCUAACGAACGUCUGAAUUUUAUUUGUGCUCCAAUUGGAGGCUCUAGAGUUGUCAUGUGGGAGGAGCGUGUAAAAUUGUCCACAUGAACUAAGUUUACGUCGACAAUAUGUUCUUUGAUAAAAAGGUUAAAGGUAGAAGCUAGAAGAUGUAAACAGGAAGAGACAAAAGAGUUGGACUGGUAGUCAUCCAGAUUUAAAGAGGGUACAACAUUUUUUUUCUACAAUCAAGAAGGCAAUGAUCAGCAAUCUGAAGGAGGUCAAAGUUGAUCUGAAGCAGGUCUAGGUGGAUUUGAAACGGACCUCUGUAAUUAAUAUUUAUUGUUAUUAUAAUGCAAUACAUUCAGAAACAGUAAUUUAACACAUAUCAUAAAUUAGAAUAUUUAACUUGAACUGUCCAGGUAAAUUCUGGCUAGAAAACAUCUUGGUUAAAAUUCUGUUUCAAUAGAUGAAUGUAGCAAUGCCUCCUAAAUAAAGCGUUUAAGGAAGAAAAGAAUUGUGGGUAUGUGAAGUAAACUAAGAAUAAUUAUGGUUAGGUCUGUGGUUAAAAAUAUUGUUAUUAAUAAAAACAUAAACAAAUGUUAAUUGUGAGGUCCUAUGUGAACAAAAGUUUAUAUGAUACUAGCUAGAAACGAGAUUGAAGACAUUCACUAGUGUCAAUAGUGAAGUUAUAUUUUAUUUCUUUCAUCAGCAUUUGUAGCUGACAUGAAAAAUAGACAUGUGAUAUUUCUGUUAGCACUUACAGGCUAGUUAGCACACACAGGUGAGUUAGCUUACAG